This is a messenger RNA of Rangifer tarandus platyrhynchus (Svalbard reindeer), 378 nucleotides long. Lineage: Eukaryota; Metazoa; Chordata; Mammalia; Artiodactyla; Cervidae. The record is from the annotation of a GenBank genome assembly.
AUGGAACCCGACGGGACCUACGAGCCCGGCUUCGUGGGUAUUCGAUUCUGCCAGGAAUGUAAUAACAUGCUUUACCCCAAGGAGGACAAGGAGAACCGCAUUCUGCUGUACGCGUGCCGGAACUGUGAUUACCAGCAGGAAGCCGACAACAGCUGCAUCUACGUCAACAAAAUCACGCACGAAGUGGACGAGCUGACCCAGAUCAUCGCUGACGUGUCCCAGGACCCCACGUUGCCGCGAACCGAAGAUCACCCGUGCCAAAAGUGCGGCCACAAGGAGGCGGUGUUCUUCCAGUCACACAGUGCUCGGGCCGAGGAUGCCAUGCGCCUUUACUAUGUGUGCACGGCCCCGCAUUGCGGCCAUCGUUGGACCGAGUGA